GGUCCCCCGUGAAACCGGCCUAUAUAAGCGCGCCUAACGGAUUUUUCUCCAUAAUUUCCGCUCGGCAAGCCUCUUAACCGGUAUUGUCGAACGAAGACUGACUUAUUUAAUUAACUUAUUUCUACGUUAAGUUACACAAAACUCAAAUCAAAAUGCGUGAGUGCAUCUCAGUACACGUUGGCCAAGCCGGAGUCCAGAUUGGCAAUGCCUGCUGGGAACUUUACUGCCUGGAGCAUGGCAUCCAGCCCGACGGCCAGAUGCCCACUGACAAGAACAUCGGGGGUGGUGACGACUCCUUCAACACCUUCUUCAGCGAGACCGGAGCUGGCAAGCACGUGCCCCGUGCCGUGUUUGUGGACUUGGAACCCACUGUAGUCGAUGAGGUCCGCACCGGCACAUACAGACAGUUAUUUCACCCAGAACAACUUAUCACUGGUAAGGAAGACGCGGCCAACAACUACGCUCGCGGCCACUACACCAUCGGCAAGGAAAUCGUCGACCUAGUGCUCGACCGCAUCCGCAAGCUCGCCGACCAGUGCACCGGUCUCCAGGGCUUCCUCAUCUUCCACUCCUUCGGAGGUGGCACCGGCUCCGGCUUCACUUCUCUCCUCAUGGAACGUCUCUCGGUCGACUACGGAAAGAAGUCCAAGCUCGAGUUCGCCAUCUACCCCGCACCCCAGGUUUCUACUGCUGUAGUCGAGCCAUACAACUCCAUCCUGACCACCCACACGACUCUUGAGCACUCCGACUGCGCUUUCAUGGUCGACAACGAAGCCAUCUACGACAUCUGCCGCCGCAACUUGGACAUCGAGCGCCCGACCUACACUAACCUGAACCGGCUCAUCGGCCAGAUCGUGUCCUCCAUCACGGCCUCCCUGCGUUUCGACGGCGCCCUCAACGUCGACCUGACCGAGUUCCAGACCAACUUGGUGCCGUACCCGCGUAUCCACUUCCCGCUGGUCACCUACGCGCCGGUCAUCUCCGCCGAGAAAGCUUAUCACGAGCAGCUCUCUGUGGCGGAAAUCACCAACGCUUGCUUCGAGCCGGCCAACCAGAUGGUGAAAUGCGACCCGCGCCACGGCAAGUACAUGGCCUGCUGCAUGUUGUACCGCGGCGACGUGGUGCCCAAGGACGUGAACGCGGCCAUCGCCACCAUCAAGACCAAGCGUACGAUUCAGUUCGUGGACUGGUGUCCUACCGGUUUCAAGGUCGGCAUCAACUACCAGCCGCCGACCGUGGUGCCGGGCGGGGACUUGGCGAAGGUGCAGCGUGCCGUGUGCAUGUUGUCCAACACGACCGCGAUCGCCGAGGCCUGGGCGCGCCUGGACCACAAGUUCGACCUGAUGUACGCCAAGCGCGCGUUCGUGCACUGGUACGUGGGCGAGGGUAUGGAGGAGGGCGAGUUCUCGGAGGCGCGCGAGGACCUGGCCGCGCUCGAGAAGGACUACGAGGAGGUGGGCAUGGACUCCGUCGAGGGAGAGGGCGAGGGUGCCGAGGAAUAUUAAGUCGGUCAUGCACUCGCUCACACCGAUACACCGGUGAAAAUGAAUAAAACUGAGAUUAUGUGAA
Molecule: messenger RNA, 1569 nt
Organism: Cydia amplana
Lineage: Eukaryota; Metazoa; Arthropoda; Insecta; Lepidoptera; Tortricidae
Gene: Tua1
Product: tubulin alpha chain-like
Exons: 3
Coding region: 153-1505 (450 amino acids)
Biological process (GO): microtubule cytoskeleton organization; mitotic cell cycle
Cellular component (GO): cytoplasm; microtubule
Molecular function (GO): GTP binding; structural constituent of cytoskeleton
Source: RefSeq, a predicted model, not a curated record